AUGAUGAUGAUGAUGGUGGUGGUGGUUAUUCUUAUGCUGCUUUAUAUCCUGUUGUUGUUGCUGCUGCUGCUGAUUUCUGCUGCUCUCUCCUGCGUGACCUUUUCAUGUUGCAUGAUGACUUGUUGUCAUCUUUCUCUCCCUAAAAAUCAUUAUAUUUAUCCAAGUCAAUACUAUCCCCGACACGUUUCAUCCUUCUUACUCACUUUUAUAAUAAAGAAUCCGUUUUCCUCUUCAUGUUCAUGGGCGUUUCGGCGAAGACGGAGAGAAAGCAAAAUAAAAGAAAGUUGUAAAAUAACGGAACCCCCAUGCAAGGGGCUUGUAAAAAAAGGGGGAAAAGUGACAGUUGACAUAAAUGUCACUUUUCUAUUUUCAAUCUGUCUUUCUCUUUCCAAGAGUUUCAAUCUCUAUUUUCCGUUCUGA
This is a messenger RNA of Mucor mucedo, 420 nucleotides long. RefSeq lists its product as uncharacterized. The transcript has 3 exons. The coding region runs from base 1 to 420 and encodes 139 amino acids. Lineage: Eukaryota; Fungi; Mucoromycota; Mucoromycetes; Mucorales; Mucoraceae. The record is from RefSeq and is a predicted model, not a curated record.